Messenger RNA from Adineta steineri, 708 nucleotides. The record is from the annotation of a GenBank genome assembly. NCBI's taxonomy places the organism in Eukaryota, Metazoa, Rotifera, Eurotatoria, Adinetida, Adinetidae.
AUGGUAGUACAUAGUUUUUAUGUAAUUAAUCGAAGUGGUGGUUUAAUAUUUUCUGAUGAACAUUUCAUACCAAAAAUUGAAUUAGAAAAAACAUUUAGUUAUCCACUUGAUUUUGUUUUAAAACAAGGUCAAAAAGGUGUUAACGUUGAAUUUGGUCAACGUGAUGGAAUUAAAGUUGGUCAUACAAUUUUAUCUAUAAAUGGUGUACCAGUACAAGGAAACUUUAUUGAUUUUUCUGCACCAUCAACAACGGCCAAUGAUGAUGAUCAACAAAUAUCAACAUCAACAAGUCACGAUAUUAUUAGUUAUCUGUCUGAUUCAACAAAUUAUCCAGUCACAAUAAAAUUUGGACGAACAAGAUUAAAUAGUAAUGAAAAAUUAAUUCUUGCAUCAAUGUUUCAUUCCAUGUAUGCAAUUGCAUGUCAAUUAUCUCCUGAACUUAAUUCCAGUGGGAUACGUGAAUUAGAAACAGAUCAAUUUAAACUUUAUUGUUUUCAAUCUAUAACUGGUAUUAAAUUUGUUGCAUUAACAGAUACACGACAAGCUAAUGUUGAUGCUUUAUUAAAACGUACAUAUGAAUUAUAUAGUGAUUAUGCAUUAAAAAAUCCAUUUUAUUCAAUUGAUCAACCAAUUUGGUGUCCUUUAUUUCGACAAACAGUUCAACAGGCUAUGGAUUUAUUAGAAAAAACUGGUUCACCUUAUACAUAA